AUGCUUGUUAUAGGUCUCACUGGUGGUAUUGCCACAGGGAAAUCGUCCGUUUCGAAACUCUUUAAGGACCGCGAGAUACCCGUUGUCGACGCAGACAUCAUCGCUCGACAAGUCGUCCUCCCCGGGACACGGGCCUACAACCAAAUCGUCAGCACAUUCGGCAAAGACAUUAUCUUGCCUGAUGGCUACCUAGACCGGCCCAAGCUUGGAGCCAUAGUCUUCAAUGACGAGCAGAAGAGGAAGAAGUUGAAUGAUAUCGUGCAUCCGGCGGUGCGACGGGAGAUGUUAUGGCAGGUCGUGAAAUGCUGGAUGAGAGGAGAGAGGGUUUGCGUACUCGACGUACCUUUACUGAUCGAGUCGGGUAUAUGGAACUGGGUGGGGAAGGUUGUGGUCGUCUAUUGCUCAGCAGAAAUUCAACUCCAACGCCUCAUGAAGCGCGAUAACUCAUCACGAGAAGCUGCUUCUUCAAGACUCAAUUCCCAACUGCCCAUAACCGACAAACUGGAGUACGCAGACUACGUAAUCGACAACUCAGGUGGUCCAAAGGAGUUAGAGGACCAGGUCUCGACAUUCGUCCGAAGACUGCAGAACGAGGUUGGGUGGACAUGGCGACUAAGCUUAUUCCCGCCAAUUGGGUUGCUCUCGGCUUUAUUCAAACUGUUGUGGCGUAGGACAAACGCUCGCAUGCCAGGAUUUCGCUGCGAGGAACUGAGAUCGCUCGUUCUAGAAACACAUAAGAUCCAUCAUAACGUGCUGGAGUUGCCAUCGCUGGUGCUUGGGACAGCGUUGACGGUGGUAGCAGAAUGGAGGCCUUUAGCAUGUCUCGAAGGAGGCCAACCAUCUCGAGUUACACUAGGCCGAAAUGACCAGGAGAUCGAGGUGAAAGGCGUUCCUGUGGCGGGAGCGGUUCAUAUUCAUCGGAUGGCCCUGAUAAGCCUCCGCGACGUCCAGUACAGAGACGCGGGGCACUGA
Messenger RNA from Stereum hirsutum FP-91666 SS1, 972 nucleotides. RefSeq names its product CoaE-domain-containing protein. Bases 1 to 972 code for a protein of 323 amino acids. The transcript has 6 exons. The record is from RefSeq and is a predicted model, not a curated record. Gene Ontology annotation, molecular function: dephospho-CoA kinase activity; ATP binding. Gene Ontology annotation, biological process: coenzyme A biosynthetic process. NCBI's taxonomy places the organism in Eukaryota, Fungi, Basidiomycota, Agaricomycetes, Russulales, Stereaceae.